Messenger RNA from Notolabrus celidotus (New Zealand spotty), 1275 nucleotides. Its product is annotated as chitinase-3-like protein 1. Lineage: Eukaryota; Metazoa; Chordata; Actinopteri; Labriformes; Labridae. The coding region runs from base 1 to 1275 and encodes 424 amino acids. The transcript is spliced from 10 exons. Gene Ontology annotation, cellular component: extracellular region. Gene Ontology annotation, molecular function: chitinase activity; chitin binding. The record is from RefSeq and is a predicted model, not a curated record. Gene Ontology annotation, biological process: carbohydrate metabolic process; chitin catabolic process.
AUGGCUUCGUCAAAAAAGCUGGUGUGUUACUACAACAGCAUGGCUGAAGAAAGAGAAGAUCAAGGGAAGUUCAGCAUUUCAGACAUUGAUCCGAACAAGUGCACCCAUCUGAUUUAUGCCUUUGCUGACAUAAACGGAAAUGAGAUAGCUCCCGCCAGUGUGGGUGACAUUCAACAAUACAUCAAGUUCAAUGCACUCAAAGAAAGUAAUCCUCUUCUGAAAACCCUGUUGGCUGUUGGUGGCUUGACCUUCAACAACAAAAAGUUCAGUGCGAUGGUACAAAAAAAAGAAAACAGAGCAGAGUUCAUCAAGUCUGUUGUCAACUUACUGAAAACAAUGGGGUUUAAUGGACUAAACAUUGACUGGAGGUACCCUGGAGGAGCUGGAGGCCAGACUCAGGACAAACAGAAAUUCACAAAGCUGUGUGAGGAGCUCAAAACUGCAUUCAAGGCUGAAGGACUGAUCCUCUCAGCAUCUGUCUCUGCUGAGAGAUCCACCAUUGAUGCCAGUUAUGAAGUGGAACAGAUUUCCAUGCAACUGGACUUCAUUAACGUGCUGACCUUUGACCUCCACGGCCCCUGGGAAGAAGUCACAGGACAUCACAGCCCCUUGUUCCCAGGAUCCGAAGAGACUGGAGACAAUAUGUACUUAAACGCUGACUCUGCUUUGAACUACUGGAUAGACCAAGGAGCACCUGCAGAAAAGCUGACCAUGGGGAUUGCAUUCUAUGGGCGAGCUUUUUCCCUUUCAUCUAACUCCACUGAUGUCGGAGCACCAGCCGAUGGUCCUGGCGAAGAAGGCUGCUAUACUGGUGAAGAAGGAUUCUGGGCCUCUUAUGAGACCUGCAUUUAUCUUGAAGGGGUUAAAACCCAGCGCAUUUCUGAUCAGCAAGUUCCAUAUGCCACAACAGAAAAUCAGUGGGUGGGAUUUGAUGAUGAAACCAGCCUUGCCACCAAGGCCGGUUACCUAACCAAAAACAACUUUGGAGGAGCCUUUGUCUGGUCCCUGGACCUGGAUGACUUUAGUGGCGAGUUCUGUGAUCAGGGUAAAAGCCCCUUCAUAAGCCAACUGCAUGACCUCCUUGUGCCAGGUAACCAACUGCCAUCGCCAAGUUUGCCCCAAUGGUUUGGUCUUCAGGAUGGACUGCAGAUGCUGUCGCUCCGCCUCUAUGACUCCAAACACAACUCCCCCAACAAUAACUACAACUACCCCAACAUCAACCACAACUACACCCACCCCCUCCCCAAAAUCGACACCCUCUGGACACCCCUGUGA